Lacerta agilis (Sand lizard) is the source of this 4149-nucleotide messenger RNA. It is a transcript of the gene FLRT3, whose product is annotated as fibronectin leucine rich transmembrane protein 3. The record is from RefSeq and is a predicted model, not a curated record. The transcript is spliced from 3 exons. NCBI's taxonomy places the organism in Eukaryota, Metazoa, Chordata, Lepidosauria, Squamata, Lacertidae. The coding region runs from base 1029 to 2978 and encodes 649 amino acids. Gene Ontology annotation, molecular function: protein binding.
GCUUUAACUUCAGACUUCGGAGGUGGGCUGUGUGCACGUAACUGGAAUGCUUCCCCCCCUCACUCCUUCUCAGUGAGGGAGAAGUGAUUUGACAUAGCGAGAGCUCAUACAAUAGCUGCUGCUGCUGCUGCUGCUUUUUGUCUGUGGAAUCUGAAACUGAGGGUUUUAUAACCGUUACUGGAAUUAUUGCUAUUGUGCAGUUAUAAAUGGAAUUUCUUUAUAGAUACAUAUUUUCUACUUCAUCCUACUGGCACCGACUGAAUGAAAUUUUAGAAAGGAAACCCUGUCACUGGUAUUAGCAUGUUUUGGUUUCCCAAAGAAAUGCCUGUGAAUUAAAACGAGAACCCUCUGAAGUGAGCACCUGGCAAUUUCAGACAGAAUGAGGAAAUAUGCUGAGCUGGAAAUUCUGAUCAAGCACUAAGUGAAUGGUGCAGCCCAGCAGGCAUGGAUUUAUCAGGAAACAUCGGCAUUCAAAGUUUAUAGUUGGAUGAUUGUGGAAAGAAAAAAAGAAGCUAUCAUGAUUCAAGCCUUAACAUCACGAAUUGUUUUGAGCACAUGGAGCUGAAGUUACCAUCUCUAGCCACAACAUUAUGUAAAAGAACUUCUAAGCAUUCGAGAAUUUUUUUUUGUUAAAGAAGUUGUUCACACACACUUGGGGGUAAAAGGAGAGAGAGAAACCUCUUCCCUCUUCUUCAAAGUCUCAUUCCUGCAGAGUAACAGAAACUGAAGCUUUUAUCUUCAACAGCCUGAUGUGCUUAUUUACCAUGAUGAAACUUUAUUGGAAUGUUCAUUGAACAUAGUGGAGCUCACCAGGAAAGAUAUUAUACUCGCAAGCAUCAUUUAAGUAAGUACUGUGAAGGAAAUACAGCUGUGUGAACUAAACUAUAAAUUUCUCCAAGCCAACUUGGUUUCUAGAAAAUCGUAUGCCAACUGGAUUUUAGCAAGCACAAAAGGUUCCCUCGCAUCUUUAAAUAAGAUUGCUGAAAACCAAACACUAGUCUCUGGGCAAACCUCAUUGCAACUUGACCAUGAUCAGUGCAACCUGGAAUUUCAUCCUAAUUUGGACAAAGAUAGGGCUUUUGCUCAAAAUGGCACCUCACUCUGUCAGUGCCAAGUUCUGCCCUUCAGCAUGCCGCUGUGAUGCAGGAUUCAUUUACUGCAAUGAUCGCGACUUGACAUCAAUUCCUACUGGGAUUCCAGAGGAUGCUACAACCCUUUACCUUCAGAACAAUCAAAUCAAUAAUGCUGGAAUUCCUUCUGAGCUAAAAACCUUGAUCAAAGUGGAGAGAAUUUAUUUAUACCACAACAGCUUGGAUGAAUUCCCUACCAACCUCCCAAAGUACGUCAAAGAAUUGCAUUUGCAGGAAAAUAACAUAAGGACAAUUACUUAUGAUUCACUUUCACAAAUUCCUUAUCUGGAAGAAUUACAUUUGGAUGAUAACUCUGUUUCUGCAGUUAGUAUUGAAGAUGGAGCAUUCCGGGAUAAUAUCUAUCUUAGACUUCUUUUUCUUUCUCGAAAUCACCUUAGCACCAUUCCCUGGGGCUUGCCUAAAACAAUAGAAGAACUGCGCUUGGAUGAUAAUCGCAUUUCCACAAUUUCGGAGCUGUCCCUUCAAGACCUUACAAAUCUAAAACGUCUAGUUUUAGAUGGAAAUCUCUUAAGCAAUCAUGGAUUAGGCGAGAAAGUCUUUAUGAAUCUAGUCAAUUUAACAGAACUCUCAUUGGUCCGUAAUUCCCUUACAGCAGCUCCAAUAAAUUUGCCAGGCACAAAUCUGAGAAAGCUUUAUCUGCAAGAAAACCAUAUAAAUCAUGUAUCAGCUAAUGCUUUUGCAUACCUACGACAGUUGUAUCGGCUAGAUAUGUCCAAUAAUAAUCUCAGUAAUUUACCUCAGGGUGUCUUUGAUGACCUGGACAAUAUAACCCAAUUGUUUCUUCGCAACAACCCUUGGCACUGCGGGUGCAAAAUGAAAUGGGUUCGUGACUGGUUGCAAAUGCUGCCUCUCAGAGUUAAUGUACGUGGACUGAUGUGUCAAGCCCCAGAAAAAGUUCGUGGGAUGGCUAUCAAAGACCUCAAUACAGAGCUAUUUGAUUGCAAAGAUGAGGAUAUUGAAAGCACUAUCCAAAUUACUGCUUCAGUACCAAACACUUUAUACCCUGUGCAAGGACACUGGCCAGUUUCUGUGACCAAAUCACCUGAAAUGAAGACUCCUAAUCCACAUAAAAACUACAGAACAACUGCUACCCCAGUACAGCAAAUCAUUACCAUUGUUGUAAAGGCUGUAAGCACCGAGACUAUUCAUAUUUCUUGGAAAGUUGCACUACCCAUGACUGCUUUAAGACUUAGUUGGCUCAAGAUGGGUCAUAGCCCUGCCUUUGGAUCUAUAACUGAAACCAUUGUUACAGGAGACCGGAAUGACUAUCUGCUUACAGCACUUGAGCCAGACUCACCAUACCGUGUAUGCAUGGUUCCCAUGGAAACCAGUAACAUCUAUCUGUCUGAUGAAACCCCUGUUUGUAUAGAAACUGAAACUGCACCCCUUAAAAUGUACAAUCCUACAACCACCCUAAACCAUGAACAAGAAAAAGAACCAUACAAAAAUUCUAGUUUGCCCUUGGCUGCCAUCAUAGGGGGUGCAGUGGCACUAGUAGCUAUAGCUCUGCUGGCUUUAGUCUGCUGGUAUGUCCAUAGGAAUGGGUCCUUGUUCUCAAGAAACUGUACAUACAGCAAAGGGCGUAGGAGGAAAGAUGAUUAUGCUGAAGCUGGAACUAAGAAGGACAAUUCUAUCUUAGAAAUCAGGGAGACUUCUUUUCAGAUGAUAUCUCUGAACAAUGAACAAGUGUCCAAGGAGGAAUUUGUAAUACAUACCAUAUUCCCACCUAAUGGGAUGAAUCUAUACAAAAACAACCACAGUGAAAGCAGCAGUAACAGAAGCUACAGAGACAGUGGUAUACCUGAUUCAGAUCAUUCACACUCAUGAUACUAAAGGAAAUUAAAGACUUGUGGUGGUUUCUUUUUUCCUUUCUCACAAAGAAUGGCAACUUGAAAAGGUUGCUGGCCUACUGCAGAACACUGGAUUAAAAGACUGAAUAAGCAAUGUAUUGUACAUUUGCCAUAUAAUUUAUAUUUAAGAACUUUUUAUUAAAAGUUUCAAAUUUCAGGUGACUGCUGCGAUUAAUGUAGCACGGAUGCCUGAAAACAAUUCUAUAUUUUAGUAUUUUUUAGUAAUUUGUACUGUAUUUUCCUUGCUAAUAUUGAAAUUACAGACCAUUUAACUUUUGUGUUCUACUGAGUAAGAUGACUUGUUGACUGUGAAAGUGAAUUUUCUUGCUGUGUUGAACAAUCAGGACUUUGCAUACAUUUGAGAUCCUUGUAAGUAUAAGCACAGGCCAUUUUCACUUUGGUAUUCGUAAAAGGUUAAACCUGGGAAACUGAAAAUGUUCAGAAGUGACUGCGAAAUUGAUCAAAAUACAAUCUUGGGUAUAUGAAAUACAUAAAACAACUAAAAACCUAAUGUGAAAAGUAGUGGGCAAUACCAGUUACUUAGCUAUAACCAGUUUUGUAAGUAAAAGGAUACUGCAGCAGAUAGCUGUUGUCUAGGUAAGGCAGAUGAAACACGAAUAAAGCACAUAUUACUGAUCUAAAUGCAUAAAAGCAGGGUCAGCUCUUAUUUUUAUGAAAAAUAAAAUCUAAGACUACCCGAAACAUAUAAAUGUCCAAACCUAAAUUUAUUCUUCAUUCUAUAAGAGAACUUGUAUAAUUGCGAACUGCAGUUCUUCUAAUGUAAUGAAAGCAUAUGCAAUUAAAUGUAAACUAUACAUAUUUCAACUGCCAUUGACAAUAUUGCCCAUUGCUAUCACAGUUAUCUGAAUAUUAACAAACACACAAGUGAAGAUACUUUGAUCUGGCUUUCUACUUAGUUGUGAUCUAUUUAAUGUUUAAUACCCAAGACAUUUUGUUGCCAUAACUAUUAUUCCCCAAAUGAAAACCAAAGUGCAUUGAAAGCCCUUUGGCCAGUCUUGUAUGUGCCUUGAUCUAAAGUUAUAUGUGUUCCGCUUUUAACUGGGAACAAACUUUUCACACACAUACACUUAAUUAUGGAAAGAUAUUGGUCUUAAUGCUCAAUAAAAUAUAAAAUGAAGUAUCAUAAA